AUGGAGCGCGGACACUUUGCUCGUCUGCCAUCACCCGACUCUCACUCGGAAGAUAUCUCGGUUGUGUUCAAGUCCGGGUCCAAGUUGGGCAAGGUGGAAAAGAGACUUAUUUGGCUACUUGGCCUCCUAGGUGUGGAUGGCACUUACUUGUCUUUAGCUGGUAUGUCUCUCAUCGUGGACGAGCUAGAUCGACUGCUUCAAUCAGAUGCAAAAGUGCGGGAAUUGCUCUCUUCGUACAUCACUACGGUGGUGGGUGAUAUCUCAAUCAUCUCUCAGUGUUUGCACCAGUUGGAAAUCUACUACCCAUGGACCCGAGGCUUUGAUAUUGAACCUGCCGAGCGUAAGGAUAGAUUCAGCCAGGACUACACAGAGCGGACGAUGCCAUCUGCCCGGAUUCUCGCCGGGCUUCAUGAUACAAACAUCUUGAAGCAAGCUGCGAGUCUUAGCGAUCCUUCAGGUGGGAAAUUUACCUAUCCUGUUGAAAAGCGCCGGAUUAAAGAAAACGUCGCGGCGCUGCGCAGCGCUGAGAAUCAUCUUGAUGCUUUCUGGGCUGCUGUUGACCAGGCCAUGAUUGGCAACACUGGUGAUGUGAGUGGCACAGCUGUGCAUGAUCUCCUGUCCCAGCCGCGCAUCUUCCAGCGCACUCCGGAGUGGGUUGAGCCUACAAACCCUACACAAAACAAAUCAGGUGAUUUGAUCUUGACUCUUCUCAAACCCAUUCCGAUCUUCCGGGGGAAACAAUGA
Messenger RNA from Penicillium samsonianum, 744 nucleotides. RefSeq lists its product as uncharacterized. NCBI's taxonomy places the organism in Eukaryota, Fungi, Ascomycota, Eurotiomycetes, Eurotiales, Aspergillaceae. The transcript is spliced from 2 exons. The record is from RefSeq and is a predicted model, not a curated record. The coding region runs from base 1 to 744 and encodes 247 amino acids.